This is a messenger RNA of Bufo bufo (common toad), 2156 nucleotides long. Its product is annotated as origin recognition complex subunit 2-like. Gene Ontology annotation, biological process: DNA replication. Gene Ontology annotation, cellular component: nuclear origin of replication recognition complex; nucleus. Gene Ontology annotation, molecular function: DNA replication origin binding. Bases 115 to 1251 code for a protein of 378 amino acids. The record is from RefSeq and is a predicted model, not a curated record. The transcript is spliced from 11 exons. Lineage: Eukaryota; Metazoa; Chordata; Amphibia; Anura; Bufonidae.
AGGAAACCGGAAUUCAUUUCUACUACUCCCCACAGACUGAGGAAGAGGCUAUCAGCACCGGAUCUAAGAUCUGACAGCGAGAGCGACUACUCUGCCUCUAACUCUGAUGAUGAUAUGGACGAUAGGCCAGCUACAGCUAAAACACCAAGUAAAUCGUCACAGAUGCCGAGUGAACCUUCUCAGACCCCUGGUAAAACACCAUCCAAAAGAGGGAAGAAAAAACAGAGCAAUUUGGUAGAAGAGUACUUUGAAGCCCACAGCAGUUCCAAGGUCUUGACAUCAGACAGAACAUUACAAAAGUUACAAACGCCAAAGUUAGACCAGGAGACAUUGCGGAAGCUCCUGGUCCAGUCUCCCUCAGUGUUUGCCAAUGAUCUUCACAAUCUUAAUGAAAAACAUGAGGCGUUCUUCUAUAAGUGGAUGCUGCAGCUUCACUUGGGCUUUAACAUUGUCCUUUUUGGUCUGGGCUCCAAACGGAACCUCAUCGAACAGUUCCGGACUACGUUACUGCAAGACUCUCUUCACAUUGUUGUCAAUGGGUUUUUCCCAAGCAUCACAAUCAAAUCUAUCUUGAACUCCAUCACAGAAGAGGCACUUGGUUACUCUGGAACUUUUCGUAGUCCAUUGGAUCAAAUGAACUUUAUAGCUCAGAAGUUCAAAGAGGAACCAUCUCUAGAACUUUAUCUUCUUAUCCAUAAUCUGGACAGUCAUAUGCUAAGAGGAGACAAAAGUCAACAAGUACUAGGGCAGCUGGCUUCUAUCGCCAAUAUCCAUGUUCUGGCUUCCAUUGACCACAUGAACGCCCCCUUAAUGUGGGACCAGUCAAAGCAAAGCCUCUAUAACUGGCUGUGGUAUGAAACGACUACUUAUAGUUCCUACAUAGAAGAGACAUCCUAUGAAAAUUCAUUGCUGGUGAAACGCUCUGGAGCACUGGCCCUCAGCUCGCUCACUCAUGUACUCCGCAGUCUCACACCCAAUGCCAGGGGCAUUUUCCGUCUGCUUGCAGAGUAUCAGAUGGCCAACAAAGACAACCCUUCAUAUACAGGUCUCUCAUUUCAAGAUUUUUAUCAGCAAUGCCGUGAAUCUUUUCUGGUCAACAGCGACUUAACGCUAAGAGCUCAGCUGACUGAGUUUAGAGACCAUAAGCUUAUACGAACUAAAAAGGGUCCAGAUGGAGUGGAAUAUUUGUUAAUUCCUCUGGAUUUGGGGACCUUAACAGAUUUUCUGGAUAUGGAAGACAAAGAAGGAUAAGAACGUGCUGUUGAUACAAGAGCGUCAAUUGUAGCCUGUGCUUGAGGACCUGUUCGGUGAUUUUUAGAUACACGGUUUGGAGGCUAGUGACACAACAGGAGAACGUGGCUUACAAAUAUAUGGGCGUGCAUAAGUGGAUGUUAUAGUACUGAGCAUCUCUAAGUUUUUGCAUCUUGAGAGAUGUACAUUGCAUAAAAAUCGCAUUCACUAUUGGCUGCUGUGCGGCAAACAGUUAACAUUGAUUAUGAGCAUGUUAUAAUGCAUCAGGUCAGAAUAUUAGCAACCAGUUUUCAAAAUGAACGCAAGGGAAAAGUGGAGCAGUUGGUUGUAGCAAUCAGAUUGGUAUUUUCCAAAGUUACUUUUGUAAAUAUGAGCUGAAAUCUAAAGUCUAAUAUUAAAGGGGUUUUCUGGGAGUAGAAUAUUGAUGACCUAUCCUCUGAAUAGGUCAUCAAUAUCUGAUCGGCUGUCGUUCGAUUCCCGACACCCUCUCCGAUCAGCUGUUAGAAGAGGCCGUGGCGCCCACAGCAUACGAAGCACAGCGCCGUACAUUGUAUAGCAGCUCUGCAUGGUAUUGGCAUUCAGGCCCAUUCAUGUAAAUGGGAUUGAGCUGUACAUGGGUCUGGUGACCAAGGAACGUGAUAUCAGUGGCCUAGGAAGAGGCUGCAGCACUCUGACGCCACACUACAGCUUCAAACAGCCGAUCGGCAGGGGUGCUGGGAGUUGAUAUCGAUUAACGUACCAUGAGGAUAGGUCAUCAAUAUUCUACUCCCGGAAAAUCCCUUUAACCUUUUAUUUAGAUCAAUUUUAGAGGAGCGUAUUCAGUCCAAGAAAUGUGCUCCAUUAUAUAUUACUUUAUUUAGUUCCCUUCUUUUUUUUUUUUUUUUUAACACGUUAUCCCAUGGACC